Lathyrus sativus (Indian pea) is the source of this 516-nucleotide messenger RNA. Lineage: Eukaryota; Viridiplantae; Streptophyta; Magnoliopsida; Fabales; Fabaceae. The record is from the annotation of a GenBank genome assembly.
AUGAAUUCAAGUAAAUUGAUUUUGAUUCUGUUAAUCUCUCUAACACUGUUAUCGUCUUCUUCGUCAUCGUUGUUGUCGUCGUCAUCAUCGCAUGCAUUGAUUCAACAGAACAAUCUAUCAGCUUAUGAUCUUCUCAUGGAAUACGGUUUUCCAAUGGGUCUUCUCCCGAAAGGCGCGAUUGGGUACACGUUGAACAGAGAAACAGGGCAAUUUUCAGUGUUUUUCGAGAAAACUUGUAGUUUCACUAUUGAAAGUUACACGCUUAGUUACAAGUCUACUAUCUCGGGUGUGAUUUCUGAGAAUAGGCUGUAUAAACUCAAGGGUAUUUCCGUCAAGAUUGUGAUUUUGUGGCUCAGUAUUGUGGAGGUUUCUCGUGAUGGGGAUGAUAUUGAUUUUUCUGUGGGUAUUACUUCUGCUAGUUUUGGGGCGGAGAAUUUCCUUGAUUGCCCUCAGUGUGGAUGUGGAUUCGAUUGCGAUAAUCAUCUUCGUUUAAACGGUGACGUUUCUUCAAUUUAG